UUUUUUCAUUAUUUUUCCGCGUUUAAGAUACUGUCGAUUAGACAGGCAAAAAGCUUGACGAAAAUGGAGCAGAUGAACGGAUACGUUGGGACAUGCCCCUUUAAUGGUGACAGUGAGGUGAAAGUGGAGAAUCAGAAAAAUGGAAAGCCGAACCUUCGUGUGAAGGUACCACAGCCGAUGAGGCUGAGAAACCUCUUGCUGCAUGAAGAGACCUUCGAUACGUUACAAUCGAGAGCCGACGAAUUCGCCAGUAAUAAUACAAAAUGUACAGAAAAGCUUUGCCAAUCAAGUGUAAUGGACAUUCCAAGUAGAGGAGACACACCAAGAACAAUAGAAGAGGUGUACAAGGACGCGAAAUCAUUCCUAGGACAGUACUAUGCCUCUUUUCACAGAGAAAACACAGACUCGCAUCGUGCACGACUGGAAAAGGUCAGGCAAGAGUUAAAGGAAACUGGAACAUAUCAAUUGAAAAGUUCAGAGUUAAAUUUCGGAGUUAAGUUGGGGUGGCGCAACGCAACCAGGUGCAUAGGACGGAUACAAUGGAAGAAGUUACAGAUGUUCGAUUGCAGAGAAGUCACAAAUGCCACUGGCAUGUUUAAGGCAUUAUGCGACCACAUCAGAUAUGCCACGAAUAAGGGGAACAUAAGGUCAGCAAUAACCAUAUUCCCGCAGCGAACAGAAGGCAAGGGAGACUACAGGAUUUGGAACUCUCAGCUCAUAAGUUAUGCCGGAUACCGACAGCCUGACGGUACAGUGCUAGGGGACCCAGCCAAAGUAGAAUUCACAGAGAUAUGCAUAAAACUGGGUUGGAAACCGCCAUACACAGCAUGGGACAUCCUUCCUCUGGUGCUGUCAGCUGACGGCAAGGAUCCAGAGUACUUCGAUAUACCGCGAGAGAUCGUCAUGGAAGUUCCUAUGGAGCACCCCAAAUACGAAUGGUUCAAGGAUUUGGGCUUGAGAUGGUACGCGUUGCCAGCGGUUUCGAACAUGAGUCUUGACUGCGGCGGCUUGCAGUUCACCGCGACUGCUUUUAACGGGUGGUAUAUGGGCACCGAGAUUGGAUGCCGCAACUUGAGUGACUCUAAUCGAUUAAACAUCAUAGAGAGCGUGGCUAUGAAGAUGGGGCUAGACACGAACUCUUACGUGUCCCUGUGGCGAGACAGAGCUCUGGUGGAAGUGAACAUUGCCGUGUUACACAGCUUCCAUCGGGACAACGUGUCCAUUGUCGACCACCACUCCGCUUCCGAGCAGUUUAUGAAGCACUUGGACAAUGAAAAUAAGAGCAGGGGAGGGUGCCCAGCUGACUGGGUAUGGAUUGUGCCCCCAAUGUCAGGGUCACUGACUGCGGUAUUUCACCAAGAAAUGGCGUUGUAUUAUAUCAAGCCUUCAUACGAUUAUCAGGAGCCUGCUUGGAAGACGCAUCAGUGGUCUAAGCCAACCAUAAAAAAUAAAACUGGAAAGAAGAGGUUCAUUCAAAUAGCACGCGCCAUCAGGUUCACAUCCAAGCUAUAUGGCAGAGCGCUUUCCAAGCGAAUAAAGGCCACUAUACUGUACGCCACUGAGACAGGCAAAUCUGAACAGUAUGCUAAGGAGCUAGGCAGUAUUUUCGGGCACGCCUUUAACGUGCAGGUGCACUGCAUGGCUGAUUACGAUAUGUUUUCAAUAGAACACGAGACUUUAUUGUUAAUAGUGACUUCAACAUUUGGAAACGGCGAACCUCCUGCAAAUGGAAUAGACUUUAUAGACCAUCUCUUUAAAAUGUUUUAUCAUGAAGCGAACCAUCGUGGCGACACAACUGGAGAUAUCGCUUCAGGCAAUAUGAAAGUUCCUACGCCAAAAUCAUUAAUGAGAACCAAUAGUUUAAUGACACCAAGUAUUGAAUACAAAAGGCAGCUGACUAGAUUAGAAUCAAAUAAAAGCAGUAUUGCGGGUUCAUCAUCAGCGGAGCAUUUGGGUCCCCUGAGUAACAUCUGCUUUGCAGUAUUCGCUUUAGGCUCCAGCGCAUAUCCAAAAUUCUGUAAUUUUGGUAAAACCGUAGAUAAAAUAUUAGGAGAUUUAGGUGGGGAGAGACUUUUAGACUUAGUAUGUGGAGAUGAAAUGUAUGGCCAGGAACAACAAUUCCGGAAUUGGUCACCCAACAUUUUUCAUGUAGCAUGUGAAACGUUUUGCUUAGAUGAAAACGAUAUGGUUAUAGAUGCAAAGAAAGCCUUAGGAAGUAUGCCCUUAACGGAAGAAACGGUCAGGUUUGGCAAAGCUCACACUGGAAUAACACUGAAGAGUGCCCUUGAAUCUAGUUUUAGAAAACAAUUAAUACCUUGCACUGUUAAAGAAAAUAAGCUGCUAGGAGAUUACACUGCUGAUAGAGCCACUAUAUUUGUUGAUAUGGAACUUGAACAUGAAAUAAAAUAUGAUCCUGGCGAUCACGUAGGAAUAAUGGCAUGUAAUAGAAAAGAAAUUGUUGAUGCCGUACUGACCAGACUUAAUUUAGAAAAAUGCAAUUUAACAGUACAAUUGGAAGUUAUGAAAGAAACACUCACACCUACAGGUGUUAGGAAAACUUGGGAACAACAGGAUCGUUUAUCAUCAGCUACAGUUAGAGAUUUAUUUACAAGAUUUUUGGACAUAACUACACCACCAUCAACAACAGUUUUAAAAUAUCUCGCUAGUAAAUGCAGUGAUGAAAAUGAAGCUAGUAAAAUGAAAGAGUUAAUUACGGAUUCCAACAAGUAUGACGAUUGGAGACAUUUUCACUAUCCUCAUCUGGCUGAAGUCUUCGAACAGUUCCCUUCAUGUCAACCUCAAGCAUCAUUACUUGCAGCCUUGUUACCACGACUACAGCCAAGAUUUUAUUCCAUAUCUUCAUCGCCUUUAGUACAUCGAAACAGAAUACAUAUCACUGUAGCAGUCGUAACUUAUAAAACACAAAAUGGUCAAGGACCCACACAUUAUGGAGUAUGCUCCACCUAUUUAAAAGAAUCAAAGCCAAGUGACCAAUUACUUGUGUUUAUACGUCGUGCACCAAACUUCCACUUGCCUAAAGAUAUAUCGGCACCACUUAUCCUAAUCGGCCCUGGUUCUGGUAUUGCACCAUUCAGAGGAUUUUGGCAUCACAGAAGACAUCAAAUUAAGAAUCUCGACUCUGGAAAAGACGAACCUGGAUCUGUUUGUUUAUUUUUCGGAUGCAGAAACAGAGGUAUGGAUUUAUAUAAGCAAGAAAAAGAAGAAGCUCUGCAAGAUGGAGUUCUGAGCAAAGUUAUGUUAGCUCUAUCCAGAGAACAGGGCGUUGAAAAGAAACAUGUUCAAGCUCUUUUAGAAGAUGAAGGUGAAGAAGUAACUCGAAUGUUACUACACGAAGACGGCCAUAUCUACGUAUGUGGAGAUUGCAAAAUGGCGGAAGAAGUACAACAGAAACUGAAAGCUAUUAUUAAAAAGCAUGCUGUAAUGACCGAGUCUGAAAUUGAAGAUUUUAUUUUGGAACUAAUGGAUGAAAAUAGAUAUCAUGAAGAUAUAUUUGGUAUAACUCUGCGUACUGCCGAAGUUCAAAGUGCCUCAAGAGAAUCCGCGAGAAAAACUCGAUUGGCAUCUUCACAAUCUCAAGCUUGAAGAAAGGAGCAGGAAUAUUACAUAAUAUUGUAAAUAAAUGAAAAUACAUACGAAUAUAUUAACUUCUGUGCACUCAAAUUUGGUAAUUUUACCGUAGAUUUUACCUAUGAAUUCUCUUAUCACACAGUAGCGGAUUUAUCAUUGGGAUUCAUUGAACUUUACAAAAUCCAAUAAACGUUAUGUGUGAAUGCAGUAAUAUAACACUAUAUAGACCAAAUUGAAAUAUACAUUAAUCAUAAUCAGUCUAGUCAUACUAAUGAGAACUUACAGUGAAUAAUAAUAUUGAAUUUGUUCUAAGUCUUUUGCAGUGCGUUCCCUUUACGCUAGUGUUUAGUUUCUCCGUAGGUCUUUUGUCUUAUGCUGACUGCGUUAUUAUGAAGAAUAUUAUGUAGGUACUAUAAUCAGUCCUAAUUUAUUGUUGUAUGUUGCAUCAUAUAUUUGAAUUACCUAUCCAUUUUGCAUCUCGCACAAACUCCACAUGUAAUAAUAUCGCGACGUACAACAUCCAAAAUAUUCGUGUUUAAUUGUUAAAACCAAAAGCUUUGUUACCGACCUACACCAAAAUUUUGUUUUAAAGUAAGUGCUAAAACACUAAUUUUACUAUCUUGCAUUUAGUAGAUAAUUUAGGUUACUUAUUUCAUAUAUUAAGUAUUUUUAAUAUUAUUACUUUAAUUUGUAAUAAGACAUUAUAAAAAUAUUUUUAAAUGAUGUUCAGCACAUUUACAAUUAAGAAAUAAAA
This is a messenger RNA of Chilo suppressalis (striped riceborer), 4342 nucleotides long. NCBI's taxonomy places the organism in Eukaryota, Metazoa, Arthropoda, Insecta, Lepidoptera, Crambidae. The record is from the annotation of a GenBank genome assembly.